UUGGUGUUUUCUGAUUGGGAGACUGGAAGUCAGUCAGGUGAUACAGACUGUUAACCGGUGUCCAGCCUAAUAUUCUAGAGAAGAGACAGCUCUAGAUAAACUACAAGUAUGCCAAGGUACACAGUACAUGUUAGAGGGGAAUGGCUCGCUGUGCCUUGCCAGAAUGGUACAAACACUGUGAGGUGGCUGGGCAAAGAAGCUGUGAGGCGUUAUAUGAAAAACAAGCCUGAUAAUGGUGGGUUUGCAUCUGUGGAAGAAGUGGAAUUCUAUGUCCGCCGUUGCAAAGGACUUGGAUUGUUGGAUCACGAUGAUACACUGGAAGUUGCUCUAGAAGACAAUGAAUUUGUAGAAGUUGUAAUACAAGGAGAUGUAAGUUCUCCGGACUUCAUUCCAUCACAGCCAGAAGGAGUUUAUUUAUACAGUAAAUAUCGAGAACCAGAAGAGUAUAUUUCUUUAGAUGGGAACAAUCUGACUACAGAGAAGCUGGUCAGUUUAGGAAAGGGGCUCUACAAAAUCAAGCUUACUCCUGAAGCUGAAAUUAAAGUCAGAGAGUCAAAUGAUGUUAUUAAAAGCAUUGUAGAAGAUGCAAAAGAUCCUGUCUAUGGAAUCACUACAGGUUUUGGAAAGUUUGCACGAAUCCGUAUUUCAAAGUGUAAACUACAGGAGCUUCAAGUGAAUUUGAUUCGGUCACAUUCAGCAGGUGUUGGAAAACCUUUGAUCCCUGAGAGAUCUCGUAUGCUUUUGGCUCUACGGAUCAAUGUCCUAGCCAAAGGAUACAGUGGGAUUUCACUAGAAACUCUUCAGCAAACAAUCGAUGUAUUUAAUGCAUCCUGCCUUCCCUACAUCCCUGAGCAGGGGACCGUUGGAGCCAGUGGAGACUUAGCCCCUCUUGCCCAUCUUGCACUGGGACUAAUAGGAGAAGGAAAGAUGUGGUCCCCAAAGAGUGGAUGGGCUGAUGCAAAAUAUGUUCUGGAAGCGCAUGGACUGAAACCAAUUAACUUGAAACCAAAAGAGGGUCUUGCUCUUAUCAACGGGACACAAAUGAUUACCUCACUAGGAUGUGAAGCAGUUGAAAGGGCUGCUGCAAUUGCCAGACAGGCUGACAUAGUGGCUGCUCUCACACUUGAAGUUCUAAAGGGCACAACAAGAGCAUUUGACACAGAUAUCCAUGCAUUGCGACCACACCCUGGGCAGAAUGAGGUGGCUUUUCGAUUCAGGUCACUUUUAAACUCAGACCAUCAUCCCUCUGGAAUAGCAGAAUCUCAUCGAUUUUGUGAAAGAGUACAAGAUGCAUAUACAUUACGUUGCUGCCCUCAGGUACAUGGUGUUGUGAAUGACACAAUUGUUUUUGUAAAGGAAAUAAUCCAAACAGAAAUCAACAGCGCAACAGACAAUCCUAUGGUUUUUGCUGAAAGAAAGGAAACCAUUUCUGGAGGAAACUUCCAUGGUGAAUACCCUGCAAAGGCUCUGGAUUAUCUUGCAAUCGGAGUCCAUGAACUUGCUGCAAUCAGUGAAAGGAGAAUUGAACGUCUGUGCAACCCAUCCCUCAGUGAGUUGCCACCAUUUUUAGUGACAGAAGGAGGUCUAAAUUCAGGAUUCAUGAUUGCACACUGUACAGCAGCAUCCUUGGUUUCUGAGAACAAAGCCUUGUGCCACCCCUCUUCUGUGGAUUCUCUUUCAACCAGUGCUGCCACAGAGGACCACGUAUCCAUGGGAGGAUGGGCUGCAAGAAAAGCACUAAAAGUCAUCGAGAAUGUUGAACAAGUGUUGGCUAUAGAACUCCUUGCAGCCUGUCAGGGCAUUGAAUUUCUACGCCCUCUGAAAACUACAACUCCAUUGGAGAAAGUCUAUGACCUUGUGCGCUCUGUUGUCAAGCCAUGGUUAAAAGAUCGCUUCAUGGCCCCAGACAUUGCAGCAGCUCAUGGACUGCUUGUGGAUCAGAAGAUUUGGGAAGUUGCUGCACCAUACAUUGAAAAAUACCGAAUUGAGCAUCCUCCGGAGCAGAGGCCAGGAUCCCCCACUGCUUUUUCCUUAGCUCGUGAAGGCACUUCACACUACUGUCAACAUCCCCACCACCACCAUCAUCACAGUGAAUCAGAAUGAUCUGUUGUACAAUGCAUCCGCUCAUGGUGUACAGCCAUCAUUUUAAAAUUAUGGGAUAAAAAACCCUCUUUGGUUUCCAAGAAGAAUUAAGGCACUUGCAAAGAGAUUCAUGAACCAAAAAGGAGGGGAAUUAAAAGCCUGCAUUAUAUUUCAUGUCAUAUAUGCAGUAAACGUAUUCUGUAGUUUCCCAAAUUGUGCUCUCUUUUAGUCAAACCUGCAGGUAUUCACGCUUUCCCUUGGUUUUAGCCCCUGAUCUACUUAGCUUGCAGGCUAGUAAAACUCUAAAGCAAGACACCAUAGGAGUAAGGCACACUGACUCCCUCCUUUUGCUAAAAGUUUUCAUUUGGGAUUAAGAAUAUGAUGCACAUUAGUAGGGGCAGGCUGUAUAGUGCAAGUUUUUUCGCACUAGCCUUUGUCCAGGUCUCAUUCUCAGCUCUUGAGUUUGUGUAGGGCAAGGAGCAAGCUGGAAACACACAGCCCUGCACCAGAGAUGCCAAUGCAGGAUCCAGAAAAAAGAGCUGCAUUGAGGAGCCCUGCACAGAAGGGAAGGAAGUGUGAAAUGCAGAAUUGGUGGUAGAGAGGGACACAGGACCAGAGGCAAAUGGGGCAACACACAAAUCAUGUAGACUGAUUCCUUACUAGCCUUUGUCCCAGUCUUAUGCUCCUUUUUCCUGCAGCUCUUCUACCUGAUUUUGCACGCUGCCACCAAGCCACAGCUUGCCCCAACUCUUUCCUAAAUUCCCUCUGCGGCUUCAGGAUUCUCUGAAAAGCAGAAUCCUGAAGUGUUGGAGGAAACUUGGGGAAGAGGUGGGGCAAGUUGCAGCCCCAUGGCAAUGUGAGCAAAAUCAGUCAGAAGAGCUGCGGUGGGGGGGAAGGAGCACAAGACUGGGACAAAAGCUUGUGAGGAAUUGGUCCAAGAGAAAGGGUGAAGUGAAUAAAUAAACCAUGCAUAAGACUGGCUUUAGUAAAGUCUGGCUGGGUACAAAAUGGAUUGAUUAUCUCUCUCCAAUUUAGAAGAAGCGCAAAUAUGCAAGUCUCAUGUGUUGAUACUUUUCUUGUUGAAUACUUUUCUAGUUUUACCUUUUAUUAAAGAUCACAAAAUUGUGUCCUUCACAGUUUAAGGGUUUGGUUGCUGGAAUUAAAAAAUAUAUAAUUUACAACCACAGCCAAAGUUUUGUUAAAUGUACAUGGGAUCUAUACAAUUUACCAUGAACAUUUGGUUAUCAACAUUCAAGAUUUCAACUUUAUAAGCAUAUAUUUUAUGGAAAAUUGAUAUACCACUGACCUCAGAGUAAGGUUUUCACAGCCUGGAGAAGACGGGAGCUGAAAGACAAGAGAAAAUGUGUGUUUAAACCAAACAUUGUAGGCACAGUAUAGGAGACUGUAGAAUCAGAAUGUGCAUUCAUAGCAUGACAAUUAAAGUGGAGAUCUUGACUUAGGGGGCAAGAGUCCUAUUUUUGCUCUUUUAAAAAAACCCAGUAUUUUUGAAAGAAAUUCACUGAACUACUUGAGCCUUUGAAGGAUAGGAGGACAAUAUAAUUUUGGUAUAGCUUUAUAACAGCACCUGUGGAUUUUGAAAGCACUUAACAUAUGCUGCCUCAGUAAUCUUUUCAUCACUUUUUACAUAUUUAGCUCUGCAUUUAACCUAUAAUCCCUGUUUUCAUUAUUAUAUUGUUUGUCCAGUCAUUUGAGAAGCAUACUAGGCAUUCAGGAUAGCCCACAGCAGUCCCCAUUACCCAUAUUACCCUAAUGGGCUAAACCUGACUCAGAGUAGCUUGGAACAACUGUGAUAGCUCAUAGUUGUUCUUACAAGUUGCAAAUCAAAUCAAUUCAUUAUACUGAUCCCAAAACACAAGCAGAACAAAUCCCUGAAGAAAAUUAGUCAAACUGUGCAUUACAAUUAAAAUCACAAUAUGGAUUAUAUUAUGUUUGUAGGAAUCAUUAAUGGAUAUUACGGACAAUAAAAGAAGACUUAAUGGA
Molecule: messenger RNA, 4083 nt
Organism: Heteronotia binoei (common prickly gecko)
Lineage: Eukaryota; Metazoa; Chordata; Lepidosauria; Squamata; Gekkonidae
Gene: HAL
Product: histidine ammonia-lyase
Exons: 20
Coding region: 109-2103 (664 amino acids)
Biological process (GO): L-histidine catabolic process
Cellular component (GO): cytoplasm
Molecular function (GO): histidine ammonia-lyase activity
Source: RefSeq, a predicted model, not a curated record